Messenger RNA from Lolium rigidum, 1876 nucleotides. RefSeq names its product chaperone protein dnaJ A7A, chloroplastic-like. The transcript has 7 exons. Gene Ontology annotation, biological process: response to heat; protein refolding. Lineage: Eukaryota; Viridiplantae; Streptophyta; Magnoliopsida; Poales; Poaceae. Gene Ontology annotation, cellular component: cytoplasm. Gene Ontology annotation, molecular function: ATP binding; heat shock protein binding. Bases 1 to 1470 code for a protein of 489 amino acids. The record is from RefSeq and is a predicted model, not a curated record.
AUGCUCCACCCACUGCACCGCCUCCCUGCCGCCCCCUCCCGUCCGGCCGCCCACCCGCACGUCUCCCCCGCCCCCUCCCUCCGUCUCCGCCGAGUGGCGAGGACCACGCCGACGACGCCCGUCGUAUGCUGCUCCGGCUUCGCCGGUUCGCUGCCUGUGCCGAAUCAUGGGAGCGAAUUCGAACCUCGAUCCAGAUCGAUCUAUGGGGGUCGGGGCUCCACGGUGGCCCGCGUUAGUCCCGUAUCCAUGGAUCCGGGGUUCCUGGCAUCCAAGAAUGGUACCAGAGGCAGAGGUAAACACCUAGUGUCACCCAGUGCUAGCUUAAACCAUGCGCCAUCACCAAGGUUUCGCCAUCGGAGGGGUUCACGAUUUGUCGUUCGGGCUGAAGCGGAUUUCUAUUCUGUACUUGGCGUGUCAAGAAAUUCUAGCAAAUCCGAAAUCAAGAGCGCCUAUCGGAAACUUGCUAGGAGCUUUCACCCUGAUGUGAACAAAGAUCCUGGUGCUGAACAAAAGUUCAAGGAUAUCAGCAAUGCUUAUGAGGUUUUGUCUGAUGAUGAGAAGCGAGCAAUCUAUGACAAAUAUGGAGAAGCUGGUCUGAAGGGUUCUGGCAUGGGAACAGGAGAUUACUCAAACCCAUUUGAUCUCUUUGAGUCAUUAUUCGAAGGGUUUGGUGGAAUGGGUGGAAUGGGCGGCGGCCGUGCUGCUCGUAACAGACCAAUGCAAGGUGAUGAUGAGAGCUACAAUCUGGUACUUAAUUUCAAGGAAGCGGUGUUUGGCGUGGAGAAAGAAAUUGAGAUAACCAGACUGGAAGGCUGUAAUACAUGUGAUGGAAGUGGCGCCAAGCCUGGCACAAAACCUACCACGUGUAAAACUUGUGGUGGUCAGGGCCAGGUAGUCUCCUCCACAAGAACACCUCUUGGAAUAUUCCAGCAGGUGUCCACCUGCAAUACUUGUGGUGGCACUGGUGAGUUCGCCACCCCAUGCAAAACCUGUGGGGGUGAUGGCCGAGUGCGCAAGACAAAGAGGAUCAGUCUGAAGGUCCCUGCUGGAGUCGAUUCUGGAAGCAGGUUGAGGGUCCGUUCAGAGGGGAACGCUGGCCGGAGAGGAGGCCCGCCUGGAGACCUUUACGUUUUUAUUGAUGUUCUCUCUGAUUCUGUUCUCAAGCGAGAUGGGACAAACAUUCUCUACACAUGCAAGGUUUCUUACAUUGAUGCAAUUCUUGGGACAACCGUCAAGGUCCCCACUGUUGAUGGGGUAGUUGACCUGAAGAUCCCUUCCGGGACUCAGCCGGGCACAACUCUGGUAAUGUCCAAGAAAGGUGUCCCACUUCUUGGGAAGUCCAAUGCUCGCGGAGACCAGCUAGUACGUGUCCAGGUUGAGAUUCCAAAGCGUCUAAGCAGCGACGAGAGGAAGCUGAUUGAAGAGCUUGCAAACCUUAACAAGGCUGAACCGGCAAACAGCAGGAGAUGAUGAUUGCGUCAGGCUUGGCUGGUUUCGUGCUUGUGCGAUAGGCAAUUUUGAUGCAAAUUGCAGUGACAAAGUUAUAAUUGGAGUUGUAAUUGUAGGAAUUCUGUGCUCAUUCUGCACACAGUGCCCUAGAGGGGGAACUGGAGGAGAUAAAGCCAUGUCUGUAUCUUCAUUUUAAGCUAUAGAAAGGUAGGUCGCCGCAAAUCACCAAACGGAUGGUGAACUUUUUGCAAUAGCCUGUCGUAUGCUUUGGCCGAGCUUAUUAGCCUAUUUUUUGACAAUACGUUUCUUAUAUCUUUGGAAGCCUUGGGAGAACUGUUCACUAGUUUGUUGCAGAAAUGCCGGACCAUUCUGAACAUUCUGUAAGCAGUAAAGCGAAAAUUGUUGUGAAAUUUAGUGUUUGUAUGAA